AUGGUCAACCGACCAGCUCGUCUACUCCAGCACGUCACUAACACCAUCUGUCUAGCAUCUCUUGUUCAAGCGAGUCUUUGGACGGUCGAUAUUGACAACAAGCCAGCUCCGCCACCUGAAGAUGGACCUCCCCUCUCUUUCCACGCUUCUCGAGAUUCCGACUUGCUUGCUGGUCAGAUCUGUGGAAUCAUAGGCGCUUAUCUAGCAACUGCCUUCAUCUUUGGGAGCCUUCUCCUCACAGUCGGACGACGGAUGCGACGAGCGGCUUUGUCAGCAUAUCUCACAACCUCGAUGGAAAUGGUCAAACCUACCGUGACGCAGUUCGACGAUUCGCCUAUGAGUCCUCAUUCUCAAAGAUCCUGGUACAGCCCUCGAAGGUUAAGAAAAAAGCGCAGCAUUCAAGGCAGUACCAGGACGGUCAGCAACCCCAACAGUCCGGCAGUGCAAAGUAUCGCAUCCUUCGACCCCAGCGUUAUCGAGGCGGACAGAGUGGCUAGACAACAAGAGCUGGAACAUCUUUACGCGGCAGCUUUAGCACAGGAAGCUGCCAAAUCGCGAACCACUGUUGCGGAACAUGAGAUGCCGCUACCUGAGGCUACACCCUCGAGAUCUCGAAGACAACCUCCGAGGCUUUUGACUUCGGCUCCUGCUCUUGCACAUCUACAUCUUCAAGAAUCGCAAAUCAGCCCUGUGUCUCCCAGGAGUCCUGUCCGGGCGAUCUACCCUCCAAGAUCUCCCCGUUAUCAAGCGACAUCACCUAUCUCUCCUAUGCGACCAGACUACGGACACCUCACUACGUCUCCGAAGUCACGAAUGCCAAUAUCCCCAGGCGCAGCGUCGACACGUACACGGACGUCUUCCUUUGGUUCCCAAGCGGAGGGCAAACGGCCUCGAAAGGGACUUCGUAACCUACGCAUCCAACACCGCCAUCAUUCCAGCGAAGUGUCUGACGAAGAAGUACGCACUCCACUGACUCCACGUUAUUAUACCGAUUCAGGGAUCCCACCAAGCUCGCCACCCAGAAGCGAGGCGCCCACUACGCCGGGCACACACGAUGGUUAUGGAACACCUGUGGAUGCCGAAACCUUUGACGAGAUCAGAGCCAUGCCUCGGCCAGAACCGCAAAGAGCCGGCAUUUAUCAAUAUGAAAUCCCAAGAGUCGCAAACGUUGCAACCAGGCAGGCGGAACUCAGGCUGAACACUGCAGUGACUGGUGACCGCAGCAUCAACAACAACAACCAAUCUGUGUCCACAUUCGGAACGCUACCUUUUCGUGUUUUGACGCAGCCAGAUGGCGUGCCGUUGGCAUCAGCCGGUCUGGUUACAAAAACCACUUAUCUCGAGAGGCGUCGCGACAUGUUGAGUGCGCCUCGUACAGGCAUGGCUACACCGUAUAGCCCGUAUAUGCCAUUUACGCCCGUGACACCUGUGACGCCUCAUUUGACAAGCAGGGCAGAGAGAAGACAACGUGAAAGGGAUCAAGGGAGACGUGCUCCGGCUGCAAUGGAUCAAGUCAUUGACGAGGAGGAGAUGUGGGGAAGUGGCUAUUGA
Molecule: messenger RNA, 1551 nt
Organism: Aureobasidium namibiae CBS 147.97
Lineage: Eukaryota; Fungi; Ascomycota; Dothideomycetes; Dothideales; Saccotheciaceae
Exons: 1
Coding region: 1-1551 (516 amino acids)
Source: RefSeq, a predicted model, not a curated record